Neoarius graeffei (lesser salmon catfish) is the source of this 2307-nucleotide messenger RNA. It is a transcript of the gene b4galnt1b, whose product is annotated as beta-1,4-N-acetyl-galactosaminyl transferase 1b. NCBI's taxonomy places the organism in Eukaryota, Metazoa, Chordata, Actinopteri, Siluriformes, Ariidae. The record is from RefSeq and is a predicted model, not a curated record. Gene Ontology annotation, biological process: ganglioside biosynthetic process. Bases 293 to 2032 code for a protein of 579 amino acids. The transcript has 13 exons. Gene Ontology annotation, cellular component: Golgi membrane. Gene Ontology annotation, molecular function: hexosyltransferase activity.
CCUUCUCUCCCUCUCCAUCGGCAUGUUUCUCCUCCACCUCUCCCUCUGCUCCUCUCCUCCAUCAGCAGCUGGGCGUCAUGCCUCCGGAUGUGGCUGCUGCUGUUCUUCUGCAGGCUCUGAUUUAGGAUCCUAAUCACAGGAGUCGCUUUAAAUUGCAGUUAAAGCAGAUGGGCGGAGUCCGACUCCAGGCUCCUCCUCCUCUCUGGUCUGAAUUCUGUAAAUCAGUGAAGUGGAUCUUCAGGAGCAGCGAUGGCAUCCUGCACGUCUCACACUGACACCAUACAAUUGUAGAAUGCAUUCUCUGCUGAAGACAGUAUUGCUAGCACUGAUAGCAUCGGUCGUACUGCUGAUGGCUGUGCUGCACUCAUGGCCCACUCGAGCCUACAACACUGUGGACAUACGGCAGAGACCCGGCUCAGGAGUCGAACGGCUGCUGGAGGAGAGACUUCCUGAUCCAGACCCGAGUGCCAGCUCCAUCCCAUAUCGUGUGAAGGAAGACGUUGCAGGGCUUCUGGCACGUAACAGUUGUGUGUGUGAGGGUGAGAGGGGCCGCGUGAAUUUACCUUUCGCCAAACUGCUGUUCCCGCGAGUGUCUGCCCACUCGCUACACACGGCCUUCCAGCCUUCUCAGCUCGAUGAAAUGAAGAGACGCCGUGCCAAAGAGUACCAGGGCUUCCAAAUGAGGUCACAGACCCCUGCUGAUUUCCUGAUUGUAGCUGAAGCUAACAGCCCACUUCAGUAUCCGAUGCAGGGUGUGGAGGUGCGGCCGCUCAAGACUAUUCUUAUACCAGGCUUGGCCUUAAAAGACCUGCCAAGAGAUGUUUACAUUCUGAAUUUCACGGCGUCUCUCGGUACGUUUAAUGUCGCCGCAGAGGUCGAGGGGGUAAAGGUCAGAGGUGAUGGUGAGAUGCACAUGACGCUGAGCAGCUUCUUGCUACCCAACCUGAACCGCCAGCUUCAGUUCAUCACGUACACAAACACACUGUUCCACCCCAGCACCGCUGACACAGUGCAGUUAGAGACAGAGGGGCAUCAGGCUGUUUUCACCAUCAAAAUCCGUCACGGCGUGACACCCAAACUCUACAACACAGGCUCAGACGCAGAUAAAGAGUACAACAUCAGCGCUCUGGUGACGAUCGCCACUAAAACCUUUCUGCGCUAUAACAAGCUCCAGGACCUGAUUGACAGCAUACGGCUAUACUACCCCACUGUUACCAUAGUGAUAGCUGAUGACAGCGAAAACCCCAGGGUGGUGUCCGGCCCAUACAUUGAGCAUUACAUCAUGCCCUUCGGAAAGGGUUGGUUCGCAGGUCGUAAUCUGGCCGUGUCCCAGGUCACCACCAAGUACGUGCUGUGGGUGGACGACGAUUUCAUCUUCACUGCCAACACUAAGCUGGAGAAACUAGUGAAUGUUCUGGAGAAGACCACGCUCGACCUGGACCGGCACCAAGGGUACGCUUAUGCACCCCCAGUGGCUGGAUUGAGAAGAGAUGCAGAGCAUGUGGGAAGGAGAAUGUUGAGGAUGGAGCUGCCAGGCAAACGAAAACGAGGAAGGCCAAAGAGGAGAUACAUGGAUGUGGUGGGCGGUGCUGUGCGUGAAGCUACAGGCUACACCUCCACCUACAGGCAGACCAUCUCUAUAGAAGCUGGAGAGGAGGAUGGAGACUGUCUCCACAUGAGACGAGGUUUCCAUCAUGUCAUCCAGGGCUUCCCCAACUGCGUGGUCACCGAUGGCGUCAUCAACUUUUUCCUGGCUCGGACAGACAAGGUGCGACAGGUCGGCUUCGACCCCCGGCUGACUCGCGUCGCCCACCUCGAGUUUUUCAUAGAUGGCCUGGGUUUGCUCCAUGUUGGCUCGUGCGAUGAUGUCAUCGUGAACCACGCCACCAAAAUCAAGCUUCCUUGGGGUCAGUCAGAGAGCGACAAAGCCUACGCAAAGUUUCGUUACCCUCCAGCCUCUUCGGAUGCCACACGUACGAAAAACGGCCUCUUGUACUUCAAAAACCGCUUCCAGUGUUUGACGCGCAACUGAACACCCACCUCACCCUCCUACCCCUCGUUCUGUCUUCCUCUCCCAAAAGACAUCUCUUUUUUCCCUUGAGUAGCUAAAGAGAGUCUUUGAGGGGACUCGGGGUUGUGUGGGUUGUGUUGUCUACGUUGUCACUUCCCUCAUUUUAAUGUGGGAAAGAAAAAAUAUGUAGUCUCCUCCUUUUGGAGGGGCCCUAAUGUCAUUACAUUGUGACUGACAGCUGAGAGAUAAGUUUUAUUUUUUUGUUUUGUUGAAAAAAAAAAGGAGUUAAGAUAAUA